Molecule: messenger RNA, 2004 nt
Organism: Syngnathoides biaculeatus (alligator pipefish)
Lineage: Eukaryota; Metazoa; Chordata; Actinopteri; Syngnathiformes; Syngnathidae
Exons: 10
Coding region: 151-1149 (332 amino acids)
Biological process (GO): protein import into mitochondrial matrix
Cellular component (GO): mitochondrial outer membrane translocase complex; mitochondrial outer membrane
Molecular function (GO): transmembrane protein transporter activity
Source: RefSeq, a predicted model, not a curated record
UUGGAAUUUAAGGUAUUUUAAUCCGGAAUGAGGUCACCGGUAGAACGAAAAGUGUACUUAGCUGUCCGUUGUCGCCUAUGCUAAUGUCAUGGAAGCUAACGGUACUGAUGCAUCCGGGUACAGCAUCCUUCAAAGAAGUGUUGCAGUCUCAUGGGCAGUGUUUUGGCUUUGUCUUCCGGUCCGGGCCACCAGAAUUGGCCUUUUUCUACGGACCCCCCACCUUCUCGCUGGGACGCACAUCCUGCUCACUGGUACAGCCCGCCACGCUGGGAGAGGAGAGAUGGACGCCUACCAAACCCAGGCAGCUUUCACUCUCUUCACAGGAGUUGCAAAGAUGUGUUUCCUCAACAGAUUGAAGGUGUUAAGAUGAUUGUCAAUAAAACUGUGAGCAGCUUCUUCAAGGUCAGUCAUACACUCCACCUCAGUGCUGUCAGUCCUUCAUACUAUCGAUUCCAUGUGGAACACCUGCAGUCUGAUGAUUACAGCAAAGACAAGGAUGCCCCCGCGUUAAUUGGUGAGAUGGAUUCCUCAGGCAGUCUGAAUGCACAUGCUUUGCUGCAUCUUACUGAGCGUAUACGAGCCAGAUCGGUUUUCCAGACCCAGCAGUCCCAAUUCGUCACCUGGCAGUUUGAAACAGAGUACAGGGGGAGUGACUUCACCGCAGCUGUGACGGUGGCUAAUCCAGAUGUUCUUAGAGAAUCAGUUAUCCUCGUGGCUCACUUUCUGCAAAGUGUGUCCUCUGGUCUGGUGUUAGGAGGAGAGCUGGUCUACCACAGAGGCAGAGCAGAAGAGGGUGGAAUCCUCACACUGGCUGGACAGUAUUCAAAACCAAAUUGGGUGGCAACUUUGAAUGCCGGUAAAGGAGGUGCCCAUGCUAGCUAUUAUCACAGAGCCAACAAGCAGAUCCAAGUAGGGGUGGAAUUUGAAGCCAGUACCAGGACUCAGGAGACCACAACUUCAUUUGGGUACCAGAUGGAACUGCCAGAGGCCAACAUGGUCUUUCGAGGUAUGAUAAACAGUCGCUGCAUCAUAGGAGGCGUGCUGGAGAAACGCCUGAGCCCUCUCCCUGCCACCCUGAUAAUGGGUGCGUUUGUAAACCACCGCGGUGACAAGCUGCAAGUAGGUCUUGGUGUCAAUGUGGGACAAUAGUAUACUUUUUUUCCUGCUGGAAUGACAUCUUACAUCGACAACUGACAUGUAGAGUGGGGGAACAGAAACCUGCGUCCAUAGCUUCAUCCUGACUCAAUCCCUAACACUGAAUCAGGUCUGGGAUAAACAACAUUGUCGUGGUCCCGGGUUCUCGAACAAUACCUGAAAUCAGUGCAUCAUCUCUUGCAAUCUACCUCUGAAACGAAGGAGGAUUAUUUGUUUCUCAUUUGUUUGCUGUUAAACUAAACUGAAAUGACAAGGUGGGCUUUCCGGGACGCAUAACCAACCAAUAUGAGGGAUCUACUAGUACAAACAUUUUUUUUUUUUUUUUACAAGAGAUUAUACUUAUAAAAAACAAAACAAUGUUCUUUUAAUGUUUUUACUGGAAACCUUUCUGGAUACUAGACCGCAAUCAUGGUCAUUUAAAUAUGAAACUAAUUUGCACAUCAUAAACUAGUUUUAGAUUGUCAAUGAGCAACUCAGAUGUAAUUACUAGCUGACAGGCCACUACUUGUUGGCAUUCCUGCUAAUGCAUCAAAAAACAAAAACAGCAGUGAACUAUGUGGUAUUUUCAAAUCAAUGGAUGCUAAAAGAAGGGAUGUGGACAGAAUGACCCAAAACUUGUUAAGUUAGGUGUAAAAAGAUAUAAAUGGUGCUGUUACAGUCAACCCAAGAAGACCAAGUAAUGAAUACUAUGGAAAGUAUGCACAAUACUGUUCUGUCAUGCAACAUGCACUAUUGCACGCUCCAGACUUAAUUCAUAUAUUUAUUGUUAUUUAUUUGUUAUUUAAAAAAGGAGGGAUGUGGAACAAAGCGCAUUUUCUGAAAUUAAUUUAUUAAACUAUGUUAUUUCUA